AUGUCACCCACACCCCAGAGGAAAAACCUCUUCCUCUGUCUCGACGCCUUCGGCACCCUCUUCACACCCACGAAACCCAUCCCAAUAACUUACGCCGAAGCCGCCCUCAAGCACGGCAUCGCCAUAAACACGCCCGAGCCCGCCACCCAAGUAUCCUCAUCCUUCAAAUCCGCAUUCAAACACCUAUCAUCAAAACACCCAAACUAUGGCCGGGCAACAGGCAUGGGUGCGGAAAAAUGGUGGGCCAAAGUAAUAAAAGAAACCUUCACGCCAUUCCUGGCUGCAAACCAAACUUUCCCAAAGCACCUCGUCCCAGAACUGCUUCACACCUACUCGUCACGGAAGGGGUACACACUGUACCCCGACGUCCUCCCCUUCUUCCGCAUGAUACGGCAUAUGAAAGCACACCGGAGACUUCGGGGCGCUGCCCAUGGACUCUGGCCCUGGGACAAAACUAUAGUAGGCGUUAUAACGAAUUCAGAUGACCGCGUCCCGAGGAUAUUGUCGUCCCUCGGUGUCAAUAUUGGUCCCUGGCAUUACCCUGUUAUAAGAGCCUCCCGCCCCAAGGAUAGAGAGUAUGACAUCGAUUUCACGGUCCUGUCUUACGACGUCGGAGCCGAGAAACCGGAUCGACAGAUCUUUGCUGCGGCGGAGGAGAUGCUUGAGCACAAGUUAAAGGCCGCUUCGAUGGACAGUGGCAAAGAUAUCAGAGCAGAGGAUUUUGAGAAGAUCUACGUAGGCGACGACCUCCACAAAGAUGUGUUCGGCGCUCAAGACGCAGGCUGGUCGAGCGUAUUGCUAGAGAGAGAUGCAGGGCAGAAGAAGGGUCGAUCACGGAGCCCGAAGUAA
Alternaria hordeiaustralica is the source of this 849-nucleotide messenger RNA. RefSeq lists its product as uncharacterized. The transcript has 2 exons. NCBI's taxonomy places the organism in Eukaryota, Fungi, Ascomycota, Dothideomycetes, Pleosporales, Pleosporaceae. The coding region runs from base 1 to 849 and encodes 282 amino acids. The record is from RefSeq and is a predicted model, not a curated record.